GUCCGAGUCCAGUCGGUCCGGAUUACAGUGCAUGUGUUGAUCUUUGUACUAACCUCACUACGGGCUGUCGAAUCACGAACGAGCGCUGAGGCGGGGCCAAUGUUGCGCGAGCAUUACGCUGCCGACGGACUUCAUUGUGCCAGCAUCGGCGACGCAACCAUGUCCGUUUCUCCUGAGGUCAUCCAGAAGAUCGAAGACGGCUUCACCAAGCUGCAGAAUGCGAAAGAUUGUCACUCCCUCCUGAAGAAAUACCUCACGAGAGAAGUAGUCGAUCAGUUGAAGGAUAAGAAGACCAAGCUUGGAGCAACUCUUUUGGAUGUUAUCCAAUCUGGAGUGGCCAAUCUUGACUCUGGUGUAGGAGUUUACGCUCCCGAUGCGGAAGCAUACACCCUUUUCAAACCUUUGUUCGAUCCAAUCAUCCAGGACUACCACAAUGGUUUCGGGCCUAACCAGAAGCAACCAGCCACUGAUUUGGGAGAGGGCAAAACCGCUCAGCUUGUUGAUCUCGACCCCGAAGGAAAGUUCAUCAACUCAACUCGUGUCAGAUGCGGACGAUCUCUUGCCGGAUAUCCAUUCAACCCUUGCCUCACCGAGGCUAACUACCUUGAGAUGGAGGGUAAAGUCAAGAAGAUCUUCGAGAACAUCAAGGAUCCGGAACUCCAAGGAACAUAUUACCCACUUGAUGGCAUGACCAAGGAUGUGCAGAAUCAGUUGAUCAAGGAUCAUUUCUUGUUCAAGGAGGGAGACAGAUUCCUCCAAGCUGCCAACGCUUGCAGAUACUGGCCCAAGGGGCGCGGUAUCUUCCAUAAUAAGAAUAAGACCUUCCUUGUAUGGGCCAAUGAAGAAGACCAUCUUCGCAUCAUUUCCAUGCAAAACGGCGGCAACGUAGGACAGGUUCUCGAGCGCUUGAUCAAGGGAGUCAAAACUAUCGAGGCGCAAGCUCCUUUCUCCCGUGAUGACCGUUUGGGAUGGCUCACUUUCUGCCCAACAAAUCUAGGAACCACUGUUCGCGCCUCAGUUCACAUUCGCUUACCAAAGAUCUCUGCCAAGCCCGAUUUCAAAAAGAUCUGUGAUGAUCUCAAGCUGCAGAUCCGUGGUAUCCAUGGAGAGCACUCCGACUCUGAAGGUGGUGUCUAUGACAUAUCGAAUAAGGCUCGACUUGGCCUUACUGAGUAUGAAGCUGUGAAGCAGAUGUACGACGGUGUAAAGCACCUUAUCGAGCUUGAGAAGAAGGCUUGAAUGGUGUUAUCUCAGGUAGAAAUGAUGGUUGAUUGAUAUCUUGAGUCGUCGAUAUAAUUUUGUGCGUAGCUUAGUGUCUAGAUAUUAUAGAUUUGUUUGGAGAUUUUAAUAUGGU
Messenger RNA from Cylicocyclus nassatus, 1354 nucleotides. The record is from the annotation of a GenBank genome assembly. Lineage: Eukaryota; Metazoa; Nematoda; Chromadorea; Rhabditida; Strongylidae.